AAAAAUUAGAUAGAUUUACAGAAUCGAAAGUGAAAAAAAAAUCUAUAUUUUAAAAUAACAUUUUUUACAACCUUGACGAUUUGAUCACUUUAUAAACAAACAUGCCGGUCACUAAUAGGACAAAUGAGGCAUUAAAAAGAUCUGCAACUUCUGCUUUGAACAAGACCACUGAUCCGAUUGAAAAACUUAGACUAGCUUGUUUGUCUAGAGGUGCAGCUGGUAUAAAAGGAUUAGGAAGGACUUUUAAAAUAUUUGAUGAUGAUGGCAGCAGAACACUUGACUUUAAGGAAUUUAGUAAAGGAUUGCGAGAUUAUGGAUUGCAUCUGGAGCCUCAGGAGGUAAAGGAAAUCUUUGAUGCAUUUGACAAAGAUAAAAGUCAGCAAUUGGAUUUUGAUGAGUUCUUAUUAGCUUUAAGACCUCCAAUGAGUAAUGCACGUAAAGCUAUUAUCUCAAAAGCUUUUAAUAAACUUGACAAAUCAGGAGAUGGCUUUGUUACAGUUGAAGAUUUGAAAGGCACUUAUAAUGUGACUAAACAUCCUAAGUACUUAAGUGGUGAAUGGACUGAGGAUCAGUGUUAUCGCCAAUUUCUCGAUGCAUUUGAUACACCUGAUAGUUGUGAUGGAACGAUAACUUUAGAAGAAUUUAUCAAUUAUUAUUCUGGAGUGAGCGCUUCAAUUGAUAACGAUGCGUACUUUGAUUUAAUGAUGAGAAAUGCUUAUAAGAUAUGAUGAAUGCUUACAAGAUCUGAUAAGCUUUUCACAUUUUGUACAUAUAUUUGUCAUGCUUUUCUUAUGUAUAUAUUACAGAUGAUUUUUAAACUUCAGCAUUUGUUUAAAUAAAUUUUUAAUAUAUAUUUGUUUUGGUUUUAAUUUUUUUUUUUAAUUUACAUCAAAUUUUUUUAAUUUAAAUCUUUGGAAUGGCUAAGAUGUUCUAUAUUCACAAGUGUGUAAAUAAAUUGAAUAUUUAAUAGAUAUUUGACAUUUUUCAUUUGUAUAUAAAGAUAAAUUUAAUGUUUUGUGUGAUUUUUGUUAUUUAUAUAUGUUUACUUUAUAUAAAUUGUAUUUUAUAUAUGUACGUUCUGCAUUUUACACUUUAUCCUGAUAAUAUUUUUUAAAUUUUAACAAGAUUUUAUAUAGAAGAUAGAUUGCAUUUUUUA
This is a messenger RNA of Hydra vulgaris (swiftwater hydra), 1156 nucleotides long. Its product is annotated as calcyphosin-like protein. The record is from RefSeq and is a predicted model, not a curated record. NCBI's taxonomy places the organism in Eukaryota, Metazoa, Cnidaria, Hydrozoa, Anthoathecata, Hydridae. Gene Ontology annotation, molecular function: calcium ion binding.